GUCUCUUUCGUUCUGAGUUUCGCCUUCGUCUCCUGCUCUCGAUCCAGCGGAAUCCGCCUCGGAAUCGUUGCUGGCUCCGGUGAACUGAGCCGAAGCAGGACGAGCGUCCGAACCGGCGAUAUAAAGAGAGAGAGAGAGAGAGGGGAAGCGGCGGCGAUGAACAGUAGCUCGUCGUCGCCGUCGCGCUCGUCGAUGUCGACGGCGGCGGCGGUCUUCGGGGGGAGCGCCGGCAACGCCGCUCUGUCCGUGGAGGAGUUCGCCUUCCCGCCCGACCACAUGUGCCUCCACGACCGCAAGGCCGAGGCGAUGCAAGUUCUGAAAGCUGAUCUGAAGGCUGCGCUGGAGAAGGAGGUCAAAUCCAUGGAUGAGGAGAGCUGGAAGUUCGAAGGCCCUCGGUCUCGGAUCAAUCUCUUGUCUAAACCAGGUGGAUUUCUUCCCAGACAAAUGGCGAUAACUAGGCAUAAGGACUCCACUUCUGCAAAGUAAUGGAGACAUCUUUUUGGCCGGUGACGCACAGUGUCUCUGAUCAAUCAGAGAGUAGUUUCUUGGAUUACCACUGAAGUAACUCAAGCACUUCUAUGGGUGAACUUCAUUCUAGGCGGUUUCACUGGGUAAGUAAGUAUAUGGUUUUGAUCCUUGAGUCCCAUUUACAAGUUAGCUGUGUAUCGGUUUGUCCUGAGAUGCAAUAAUUUUGUACGAGCUUGAAUUGGCAAUUAAGAAGUCAGAGUGAUCUGCUGGUGUAUCUUACAGUUUUCUUGGAAUCAUGCUCCUAGAGCCAUAGAGAGACUAUGAAGAUGCGAAGGUCAGAAGAGAUGUACUUCACAAGGACAUUCGCUCUUCUUGUUUCUUUAGAAUUUUCAGUUCGUCAGUUUCUGCUCAUGCAGUUGGUUUAUUGGUUGUAGAUGUUGAAACUUGAUUCCACAAAGCCCUCUUGGACUUAUUGGUGUUACUUCAACUUACGCCAUCUUAUGAACUCAAUGCUUUUGGUAAUUCAAACAUUGAAGUCGCAAGCAAUGAAGUAUUGACAUUUUAUCUUU
Molecule: messenger RNA, 1037 nt
Organism: Eucalyptus grandis
Lineage: Eukaryota; Viridiplantae; Streptophyta; Magnoliopsida; Myrtales; Myrtaceae
Product: protein SAMBA
Exons: 3
Coding region: 157-486 (109 amino acids)
Biological process (GO): negative regulation of organ growth
Molecular function (GO): anaphase-promoting complex binding
Source: RefSeq, a predicted model, not a curated record